Molecule: messenger RNA, 3550 nt
Organism: Cyclopterus lumpus (lumpfish)
Lineage: Eukaryota; Metazoa; Chordata; Actinopteri; Perciformes; Cyclopteridae
Product: NACHT, LRR and PYD domains-containing protein 12-like
Exons: 10
Coding region: 153-2951 (932 amino acids)
Molecular function (GO): protein binding
Source: RefSeq, a predicted model, not a curated record
UAAGCUGGCAACCGGAAGUGAUGCAAUACGCUUACCGGAAAAGAGAGAGCGAUGCGUUCAGGAACCUCAAGUGUUGUUUCAGUUUAGACUUCAUUUAGAGUCGACGGAGCAGAAGGAGAGAAGCUGAAGCAGAACUGACGUCAGAUCAGAAGAUGAGUGGUUAUGAGGAGGAAGAGGAGGACAGAGCAGAGUCUCCAGGAUCCAUCUGUCAGUCUAUGAAGAGUCAUCGGUCCAAAGAUGCUCCUCCGGACCUCAGUCCUGAACCUGGACCCUCAGACUCAGAAGUUCAGUCCAGAGCAGAGUCUCCAGGAUCCAUCUGUCAGUCUAUGAAGAGUCAUCGGUCCAAAGAUGCUCCUCCGGACCUCAGUCCUGAACCUGGACCCUCAGACUCAAAAACGAGGAAGAUGAGUCCUGUUCCUGAGGAGGAGCUGAUGUCCAGAACCAGAACCAGAGCUGGACCGCAGACAGCCAGUGAGAGCAGCACUGUACAAACAGAUCCUGGUCUACAGGAGGUUUUAGAUGAACACAAGAUCAGUCUGAAGAAGAGAUGUGAACGUGUGACUGAAGGAAGCGGUGAAACAGGAAGUGGAACCCUCCUCAACAGCAUCUACACGGAGCUCUACAUCACAGAGGGACAGAGUGAAGAGGUCAAUACCCAACAUGAGGUGAGGCAGCUCGAGUCGGCUUCCAAGAAGAAGACCCUCCAAGACACUCCCAUCAAGUGCCACGACAUCUUCAAAGCCUCAGCUGACCAACGGAGACGCAUCAGAGUGGUUCUGACCAACGGCGUCGCUGGCGUUGGAAAAACCUUCUCGGUGCAGAAGUUCACUCUGGACUGGGCCGAGGGUUUGGAGAACCAGGAUGUGGGUCUGGUGGUUGUGCUUUCGUUCAGGGAGCUGAACCUGAUCAAAGAGGAGCGGUACAGUCUUCUCAAGCUGCUCCAUGUGUUCCAUCCAACAUUACAGAAGGUCACAGCAGAGGAGCUCUCUGGCUGGAAGGUUCUGUUCAUCUUUGAUGGUCUGGAUGAAAGCAGAAUGGCUUUGGAUUUCAUCAACAAUGAGGUUGUGUGUGAUGUCACCCAGGAGGCAUCGGUCAACGUGCUGCUGACGAACCUCAUCGAGGGGAAUCUGCUUCCCUCGGCUCUCGUCUGGAUAACUUCCAGACCUGCAGCAGCCAAUCAGAUCCCUCCUACUCGUGUUGACAGGCUAACAGAAGUACGAGGCUUCACCGACCUCCAGAAGGACGAGUACUUCAGGAGGAGAUUCAGUGAUGCAGAGCUGUGCAGCACCAUCAUCUCACACAUCAAGACAUCCAGAAGCCUCCACAUCAUGUGUCUGAUCCCAGUCUUCUGCUGGAUCACUGCUACAGUUCUGGAACACAUGUGGACUGCAGGCCAGAGAGGAGAGCUGCCCAAGACCCUGACCGACAUGUACUCACACUUCCUGCUGGUCCAGACAAAGAGGAAGAAGCAGAAGUACCACGAGGGACACGAGACGAGUCCUCAGGAGCUGAUGGAGGAUGACGGGGAAGUUCUCCUGAAGCUGGGGAGGCUGGCGUUUGAACAUCUGGAGAAAGGAAACAUCAUGUUCUACCAAGAAGACCUGGAGCAGUGUGGUCUAGAUGUCACAGAGGCCUCGGUGUUCUCAGGAGUCUGUACAGAGAUCUUCAGAAGAGAGAGUGUGAUCUUCCAGAAAACUGUCUACUGCUUUGUUCACCUGAGUGUUCAAGAGUUCCUGGCUGCCGUCUACAUGUUCCACUGUUUCACACAAAAGAAAAUAAAGGUACUGGACGACUUCCUGGGAGAAGACUGGAAUUACAAGGACAGUUCCUCAUCCUUGGAUAGUAGUUCAUCUGGGAGUGAGGAGGAAAAUGAUGGUGACAUGUACCAGCUUUGUGGUGAAUAUGAUGAAAAUGAUUCAUCCCUGGAGGACUUCCUGGUUAGAGCCAUGGAGAAAUCCCUCAAAAGUAAAAAUGGCCACCUGGACCUGUUAGUCCACUUCCUUCAUGGCCUCUCUCUAGAGUCCAACCAGAGAGUCUUAGGAGGCCUGCUGGGUCAGACAGACAACCGUCCAGAAACCAUCCAGAGAGUCAUCAACAACCUGAAAAAGAUGAACAGUGAUGCAAUCUCUCCUGACAGAAGCAUCAACAUCUUCCACUGUCUGAUGGAGAUGAAGGACCUAUCAGUUCAUCAGGAGAUCCAGGAGUUCCUGAAGUCAGAGAACCGAUCAGAAGAGAUCCUCUCAGAGAUCCAGUGCUCAGCUCUGGCCCACAUGCUGCAGAUGUCAGAGGAGGUUCUGGAUAAGUUGGACCUGAACCAGUACAACACAUCAGAGGAGGGACGACGGAGACUGAUUCCAGCUGUGAGGAACUGCAGAAAGGCUGAUCUUUCUGCCUGUCGACUCUCAGAGACUCACUAUGAAGUUGUGGUCUCAGCUCUGAAGUCCAACCCCUCCAGUCUGAGAGACCUGGACCUGAGUUACAAGCACUUGCAGGAUUCAGGAGUGAAGCUGCUGUCUGCUGGACUGGAGAGUCCACAUUGUAGACUGGAGACUCUGAGGUUGUGGGACUGCUGGAUGUCGGAGAUCAGCUGUUCUUCUCUGGCCUCAGUUCUGAAGUCCAGCCCCUCCAGUCUGAGAGAACUGGAUCUGAGUGUAAACAACCUGAAGGAUUCAGGAGUGAAGCUGCUGUCUGCUGGACUGGAGAGUCCACAUUGUAGACUGGAGACUCUGAGGUUGAGGAACUGCGGUUUGUCGGAGAUCAGCUGUUCUUCUCUGGCCUCGGCUCUGAAGUCCAACCCCUCCAGUCUGAGAGAACUGGAUCUGAGGGACAACAAGCUGCAGGAUUCAGGAGUGAAGCUGCUGUCGGAUCUUGUGGAGAGUCCACAUUGUAGACUGGAGACCCUGAGGACUGACGACAAGUUGAUCACAAACACACAAGAUAUGCAGAACUGAACGUGGAAGAAAAGCUGCCUGAGGACGACCGAUAGGUGAGAGAGGAGCUCCAGUAAAAAGCACCGCGACGUUUGGACUCUUACCAAAGAGGAUCCACCUCUGAGACAUUUGAUUCGUGCAUUAUGCUGCAUGGAAACAUCGGCUCCAUUGAUACCACCUCCAUCUGCGUUAUGAGCCAACUAGAAACGUUGGUCCUAAUCUUCUUCUUCACAGUUUCAAGCUUGUUCACAGCACGCGUCUAAACUAGUCUUCUAGCAACCGUAGUGACCUUUUAGUUGAUGGGCAACGGGGUCACAAUACAUGUAACCAAAGCGUCUUACAUUCACACGCCGUAGACACACACCUUGUUGCUCAAGGACACAUCGACUAGGACUAGCAGAACCUGGAGUGGAACCGACGACCCUCUGGUGGGAAGACGGACCUGAGCCACAGUUCUGUUAUUUUCUUCCAUAUUCAGUUUGCUGCAUGAACGCAUAAAGAGAAGGUGUGAUGUCACCGUGUUUCUCAUUUUGCUAUAAAGUGUCAUAUUUCACCCACAAUGCAUUGAGUGUGUAUUUUUUUUAAUGGAUUUAAUAAAGUGGAACAACUGGUCAACACAC